Messenger RNA from Thermothelomyces thermophilus ATCC 42464, 162 nucleotides. RefSeq lists its product as uncharacterized. The coding region runs from base 1 to 162 and encodes 53 amino acids. Lineage: Eukaryota; Fungi; Ascomycota; Sordariomycetes; Sordariales; Chaetomiaceae. The transcript is spliced from 2 exons. The record is from RefSeq and is a predicted model, not a curated record.
AUGACGAGGGACAUUACUAUCGCCGCCUUUGCCUCUAUUGUCGUUGCCGUCCAGAUGGUCGGACUUGCCUACUAUGACCGCGAAUACUCGGACGCCCUAGACUUUUUAAGCCGAAGCUCCUCCCUAUCUGACCAGAUAGAGAUUUGGUUCUGGAGGUGCUAA